Thermothelomyces thermophilus ATCC 42464 is the source of this 1599-nucleotide messenger RNA. RefSeq lists its product as uncharacterized. The transcript has a single exon. NCBI's taxonomy places the organism in Eukaryota, Fungi, Ascomycota, Sordariomycetes, Sordariales, Chaetomiaceae. The record is from RefSeq and is a predicted model, not a curated record. Bases 1 to 1599 code for a protein of 532 amino acids.
AUGGAGUCUGCGCCCACCUUGUCUGACUUGUUGGCAGGCUCCUCAACGGGCAACAGCGCAAAAACCCAGCCUACCUACACGACAGUUGGUUCGAUCUACAACCCUAAGUCUGCUACACAGCUCCAGCCGCCGUCGCGGCGCCCUAGAACUCGCCGAUGUCCGCAGCCCCUUCGGUCUCCAUCUGGCGGCGCCUUCACCAACUUCCCUGACGCGCUUCUGUCUUCAUUGCCUCUUGAGGAUCAGGCUCUGCGUUCACCUCCAACCACGGCAUCCACACUGCAGCAGUACUCACCGCUGCAGCAGAAUUACGACCGAGCGGCUACCCCGGUUCGGGAGCGGGAGCGAACGGCCGUUGUCGGAUCCAGCAUGGCGAUACCUAGCAUACGAUCCGGAAACCUGCCGUCUCCCACGGCGUUUGGAAGCAAUGAUAGUCUCUCUGCAGAGGAUACGCUGACUUCUCGCAUCACUGUCAAGGGGCUUACCAACUUAGCGUCGUACCCCAACCCCAUGCAGAAGGCUGCCCAGAAUACUCUAGCGAGAGCUCGUGCUGCUAACCUCGGCUUCAGCCGCCCGGGCACUCCUUCAUCGCUCCCAUCCACAACCACCGAUGGAUCCAACGACCGCUUUCCCAGCUCGUCUGCUAUAAAACCGGCCAUUGCAGGACCACCCCAGCCCUUGAAGGCAGGGCCACCCGGCCAGCGAACGUUCAAGCCAUCGACGUUAGAUGCGGCGUCCAGGACAAUCCGUACUGAAAACCCUGCACCCUCGGCCGUGUACCAUUCAAGAUUUCCGAUUGGUUUUGAAUAUAACCUCGACACUAACCACCUAACCACGCUUGAUGACAAUGAUGGUUUGAAUGGCUCAGGCCCGUCGGUUCACUUGCCUCUUGAUGAGCGACUUCCCGCCUUGACGUCACACAAUAAUCCAGACGUUGUAGGCUUCGCGCACCUUUUCACACCAGGUCCAUCCAAUGCCGUUUCUGAGGCCACGGAGGGCGACAGACGGAAGGUCCACGAUACACUUCCUCCCGAGAGAAUCAGGCACUAUUUUCCGAGCGGGUUUCCGUCAAACUACGAUGGACGACACAAGCCCGUGGCCGAGGACUGGCACACAAGAUAUCCAACUCCAGAGAACUGGUUUAUGCAGAAAACAUUCUCGGAGCGCAUGGCCAAGAUCAACCGGACCUUCUAUGCCGGUACGGAGGGGUUGGUCAGGAACAUGGAGCAAAUUGUGCGCGAUCACAAUUACCGCUGCCUGGAGAACAAGAUUGGCGUCAUCGGCGAAGAGAGGGAGCGUCUCCGUGGAAGCCAUGUCGAGAGGCUGGGUACCCAUGGAAAAGUCCAACCUCCAGCUCUGAGCCUGAACGAACUCGACCAGAUGGGGGAGGCCGAGAUCGCCAAACCCCUGGUGAACAUGGCGUUUGCCACACUGCUCAGCUACAAAGAAAAGAGCGAGUCUGGGUCUAAUGGAAAGUACUCAUGGCCUAGCGGUUUCAUCAAAGCAGACGACGCCUGGGUGGACGCCACGAAGGAGGGCAACACGAGCUUUUUUAGCGAGCCGAAGGAUGAAGCGGGGGGGAAACCUUGCAGCGAAGAGUGA